Messenger RNA from Bemisia tabaci, 5222 nucleotides. RefSeq names its product tRNA modification GTPase GTPBP3, mitochondrial. Gene Ontology annotation, molecular function: GTP binding; GTPase activity; protein binding. Lineage: Eukaryota; Metazoa; Arthropoda; Insecta; Hemiptera; Aleyrodidae. Gene Ontology annotation, cellular component: mitochondrion; cytoplasm. The record is from RefSeq and is a predicted model, not a curated record. Gene Ontology annotation, biological process: tRNA wobble uridine modification; tRNA methylation.
CUAACUAACAUUGUUGAAAUGUUGAUUUGUUGUGUUCCUGGCGUUCCUGGAAAUGUUACCUAGAUCGUUCGCUUUUGUGAUUUCGUGCCUAUUUUUACCACUUACUUCUAAUUAUAAUGCAGUUAUACCUAAAUCUUUGUCAUAUCCUGUUCUAAUCGUGAUCUAGUAGCCGCUAAACUUAUCUGUCGAUACAGAACCUGGUUCAAUCUUCCGAAUCCAUUGGUGUAAAUCGUACCACGUGUUUCUGCAUUGUUUUGCAUUCUGGUGCGAUGAUUUCGCCGUCUCCCUGGCUUGUGCGAGAACAGAAAUACUUUUUUGUGUCACUGAAAGGGGUGCCUGAACUGGCGACGUGCUUCUUUCGCUCUCGAUCAACCAGAGAGGUCACCGCAUGCAUGGGCUGAAUAGUAAGUUUUGAAGCGGCUGUGCGCAGCAAUCAACGCCAUGCGAACUCUUCACCAUUUUUGCAAAACGUUUUCCAACCUAGCACAAUCUUGCCAUUUGACUCGACACAUGUCUACAAUUUAUGCGUUAUCAUCAGGACGAGGAAAAUGUGGUGUGGCGGUCAUCAGAGUGUCAGGCCCAAAGUCUGCAGAGGUCUUUAGCAGAAUGACGAACUUGAAAGGACCACCUCCACCGCGACAAGCUCUGCUCCUGUCAAUCCUGGAUCCCGAGACUCGAACAAAGUUGGAUAAGGGAUUAUUACUCUGGUUUCCUGCCCCCUCCAGUUUUACAGGAGAGCACUGUUGCGAACUUCAAGUGCAUGGUGGGCUUGCAGUUAUUUCGUCGGUCUUGACCUCUCUUGGUAAACUGGAUGAUUUUCAGCCUGCAAGCCCAGGUGAGUUCACAAGGCGAGCAUUCUAUGCAAAUAAGUUGGACCUUACCGAAGUCGAAGGCUUAGCUGACCUAAUAGAGGCAGAAACUGAAUUUCAAAGGCAACAGGCUUUAUACCAAAUGGAAGGCAAUUUAAAACAGCUGUAUUCCUGUUGGCGUGACACUUUGGCAAGGUGUUUGGCAUUUGUCGAAGCAUACAUCGAUUUCAGUGAAGAUGACAAUAUUGAAGAUAAUAUUCUUCAAAAAGUGGAUGCUGAUUUGAAAGAAGUGUCAGCUAAGAUUCAACUGCAUUUACUUGAUGGUAGGAAAGGAGAAAGACUUCGCUCCGGAGUCAUGACUAUAAUCCUUGGUGCUCCAAAUGUCGGAAAGAGCAGUCUAUUGAAUGCAUUGUGCGAAAGACCUGCUGCCAUCGUAACAGAAGUGCCUGGAACGACGCGAGAUGUGAUCGAGGCAACUCUAAAUAUCAAUGGAUAUCCAGUGUUACUUGCAGAUACAGCCGGAAUUAGGAGAAAUACGGUGGAUAUUGUUGAAAAGGAAGGAAUCAGUCGGACUUAUUCCUCUGCAGAAAAAUCAGAUUUUAUUUUGUUUUUGAUAGAUGCACGUCACUUCUUUGAUUCAGCAAAAAGUAUAAAUAAUAAUAUCAGUGACUCAGAACUAUCAAAAUUAUUCCAAAAAUUUUUCCGAAGUCAUGUAUCUAGUUUACAAUUGGAUAGUUUUUUCUCCAAUAGCAAAUUGGGCUGUGAUGGACAAGACAGGCAACUUAAGCAACUGAACUCUACUGAAAUGCAGCUCGACACUGAAUCACUUGGAACCAAAUACAAUCAUAAUUCUUCAGCAGAUCACACCAAAAACUAUCUAGUCAUAUUGAAUAAGCUGGACUUGUUGGAUCCAAAAGAAAAACUGUUUUGCCAUAGGUUAUCAAGAAUUGAUAAGAAUAUUGUUCCUGUCUCAUGCAAAACGGAAGAAAAUCUACCUCAUCUUUUAUCUUUGAUGACAGAACACUUGUCUGAUUUAUGUGGGAAUCCAUCCCAAGAAAGUCCAGUGCUGAGUCAAGUUCGACAUCGUUACCAUAUCAAUGAGUGUCACCUCGCCCUACAAAUGUUUUUUUCCAAUAACACUGAUGAAACAAUAGUUAUUGGUGCAGAGUAUCUACGAGAAGCAAUCAGAAGUAUAGGACGAAUCACUGGUCACGUCUCAUCUGAAGAAUUGUUGGAUAUCAUUUUCAAACAGUUUUGUAUUGGCAAGUGAAUUUAUAGACUUCAUAAGCAUCUAUACAUAUUCUGGUAAGGAUUAUCUCUCAAGUCAAAAACCAUUCCUGCCUUAAUCCAUGGUAUUUCUGUGAAGGUAAAAACGCAUGGUCUCCUGUAUCCUCUCGUCAAGAGAAAAUGGUAACUUUGUUUCCGCAAAGAGAUUUAUUACUUUCAUGUAAUACUUGCGCACUAAAGAGAAUUGUCUCCCCUGCAAACUUACAAAUUUCAAAAAGGCCUGUUUGGUUUGGACCAAAACUGUUUUCCAGGACAUUUUUGAAGUAAUGUCUUUUUAGAGUUUUAUCAAGUCAAGUCAGACCCUUAGAAGCUAAAAGUUGAAACUGACUUUAUGCUUUCCUCAAUUUUCAAGACUUCAGUAUUUCGUCGUAAAUCAGAACAUGAUGUUUCUUCAUCCUUUCUCAUUCUAAAAUUGUUAUUUUGGAUACCUGAUGUGAAUUAAUUUUUAGGAUAUUUUUCAUCAAAAGAACCAGACCUAAAAAUUCCUUUGAAAAAAUCAAGAAAGAAAGGAAAACCCCCCUCAGAGGGAAAAACAGGGUGAUAUAGACUGAAAAAAAUUGCUCAAAAUAGACUUAUAAACGGCAAGACCAGUUCAGUUUUAUACAAGCAGACUCCUUUCACUGUUGAAUUAGUUAGAGAAAACCUAGACAGCCAAAUGAUGUAGAGCUGAGAUAAUUAUGUCAACUCUAGUUAAUUUUGUAGCCUCUUUUUAGGAAGUUCACUUGACUAUGAAUGAUGAUCGGCACCAGCGAAAAAGCUUAGCUUCAUCAGAGGAGCAUUAACUUUUAUUUUGAAUGACCAAGGCUUUCGCUCUUGAAAGCAAAGAUUAGAAAGAAAAAAUUAAAACGGCAUUUUUUUUUUAAUUGCUCCUGAAAUAUUGCAAGUGAGACUAGUCAAUUUGUUGUUCUCUUAACAAACGUAUUUCAUUUUCACCAAUAAUCAACUUUGCAUAUUUCUUAACGGGAAGUCCAACGCAGAAGCAGUAUGCCAUCCCAAGUGGAUUGACUUUUGCAUUCUCAGGCAUUGAAGACUUAUGCUGAUAUCCAUCCAAAAUUUCAUGAGCUUUCACGAUUUUUUCGGUGCAAUAAUACCCUCCAGUUGAGCCUAGAAGUUAAACAUCAAAUAUAUUGAUUAAACACUCUUCUUAACACAAAUUUGAAACCCCAAUAUUCUCCUUAAGUUUCUAAUGAUAAAUGAAGGAUAAACAUAACAUCUACAUCCAAAGAGGUAAAUAGCAAGUAAGAGGUGCAAGAAUCCAUGGUUUAUGGAGUGAUAAUUACAGGAAAAAGAUUUCAGGGAAUCCUCGCGAAUAAUUUUUUCUGUAGACUCUAUAAGGUUUCUCCAUCUUCAACAUCAUCACAUGAGCCCGCUUCUCAAGGGGUGAAAAUGCUUGAACUGAGAACUAAAGGAUUUAAUAAAAAAAAAAACUUCCUCUUACCACCGACCAACAUCUAGUUUAAUAGGGACAGUAUAAACCAACAUUAACCAGAUUUAUAGACAUUAUGUAAUUCUAACCAAUUGGUCAGAACCACUCUUUGUUUUUGAUUCGUUUUCUGAAAGCACCGAGUGAUUUAAGCUUCUAGGAGUUUCUUCGGAUUUUUUAAACCCUAAAUGGUGAAGAAACCCCAUUUUGAAAAUGGCAAAAAUGGAACCAGUUUGAAAAGAUAUUUUUGACAGGCUCUGAUGACGUAAUCUGAUUAGGGAAACAGCGUUUGCUGAUUGGCUGAACUCAGUUUCAGGCUUGGCCUUGCUACGUCAAAUCACAUGAAGCACACCACAUAAGUACAUAAAAUACACUGUAAACCAGUUUCACAUGUUCCAGUUUUUGUAAAGAAACUGAUUGAAACACGAAAUCUAUCUGGAUAUUCCUCAUCUCGAUAAAAAUGCUGAUGCAUCACAUCAUCGUCCAAGUUGUUAACUUUUUUCUAUCUGCUGUUUUAGGAUUACAUGUAAAGAGGUAUGCUUAAUUUUGGAUCUACUGUUGCAGCCAUAAUAAUUGGUUGUACAGCUUUUUUUUCUAAGUAUUAUACAUUAUAACAAUGUAAUACGAUGGAAAAAAAUAAAUUAAAAACUAUGUACAGGUAUCACAUGAGAACAAUUGAUCUCAAAAAAUUUACUUUUCUUUACUCACUUGCAUGGUUUAAUAUAUGUAUAUGUGAUGAGUAUCAGGUUCUCAAGGAAGCAAUGGAAAAAGAACAACAGAAGUCGCAUAAGAGAGACACUUUUUAUUCAUCAAAAAAAACUUGGAAAAAAUAUCACACUACAUACAAAAAUCUAAAUGGACGAGCACCAUGCUAUAUCUGCCGGUCCCCGAAUGACCACUCCUUGUUGACUUCUCCAGUCAGCUAAGCAUCGCGCCAUGUUGUCACAUCGCCCAUCAUAACAUAUGACAUUCUUCUUCUUUUAAAUUUUUGCCUCUUUAAUAGUUCAUCUGAUCUUUUUCCUUGCCUGUUGGCUCAGCGCUUAAAAACAGUUCGAGAGGCACUGAAUGUGGUAGCUGCCUCAUAAGUAUAGUAUUAAAAAAUUAUGUUACAUGUUAAACGAGAAGGGCGCUUAAAAGCAGCCGGCAUGUUUGAGAGGCGCUGAAUAUGGUAGCUGCCUCAUACUUAAAGUAAUAAAUUAUUAUGUAUAAUAAAUAGAAAAGGUGUACUUAGAAAGUUGAGGAUGUCUCGUAACGCUUUCUUUUGCGCUGUACGUACGUGCUCUCACAGGAACACCUUUGUCCGUUUUCCUUAGGGUUUAAGGUUUCAAAGUAAGGGGAGAUGAGAGACUGUUAAAUGGGUUGAUCAUUUUCAACAGCACUUGAAAUUGCACGGUUUUUUUUUACGUUCUUUUUUCUUUCUUUCUUUCUUUGCCUCUUAGGUUAUUCAUGUGAUCUUUUUCCUUGUUAUAGCCUGUAGGCUCAUAGGAAUAGCUUUGUCCAUUGCUAGCCAUACUAACGAAAGAUAUAUUUUUGCUGACCGCUUUUUCUUGUUUAAAUCUGCCAGCCUACGUUGUUUGAAAAACUCUGCAAUCUCGCAACUGGAAUAAUUUGCUAUGUGGUUUUGACCACAAUUGACACAUUUUGGACUACCUAUUUUUUUUCAGAGCAGAGAAACUUAAGUGAGGUCUACUACAUUUCACAUA